GUCAGGGCCACUAACCACUACGCCAUUCGACCGUCGCCCAUAUAUCUCUCCAGCGGGCAGGUGUCUAGUACUACACGCUCCCGGCACGUGUGUCCCACCUGCGGGGCCUCCUUCGUGAGCCAGUUCGGACUGCGCCAGCAUCGCCGCGCCAAGCAUCUCGAGGAGCUCCUAACCCCCGCGACGCCGUCACUACCAGACAAGACAGCGGAAUCGUACUGCGCCCGCUGCGACAUCGUGUUCAAGUCGGCGGCCGCCUACCGCGAGCACGAGAACAACUCCGAGAUGCAUGUGGAUGAUAACGAAACGGAGGUGAAUCUGAAGGUGAAGCCGAAGCUUUAUAAAGCCGGCAUGAGUCCCGCUACCGACAAGAAACACUUCCGCUGCGAUCAGUGUGACGAGAUAUUCGUGUCCAAGGCGGCGUGUGAGAAGCACCGCGGCAAGACGCAUGGCGCGGCGCCGGACCACCAGAAGAGGUACAUCUGCGAGAUAUGCGGCGCCUCGCUUGCUCCGGGCAGCAUCAAGGACCACAAGAACCGGCACGCGCAGGAGCGCCUGUUCCCCUGCGCCACCUGCGGGAAGGUCUUCAAGUCAGCCCCGAAUAGGUCACGGCAUAUGAGGACCCACACGGGCGAGAAGCCGUACGCGUGUAAACUGUGCGACAAGAGGUUCACGCAGCGACAGAACGCGCAGCUCCACCACCGCAAGUACCACGGGAAGGCUAUUGUGAAGCGGACGGAGAGGGCUGUUUGAAAGGAAGAGGAGUGUGUUGUGUGCCAUUUAUAUGUAUAAUGCUGACAC
Messenger RNA from Plutella xylostella (diamondback moth), 798 nucleotides. NCBI's taxonomy places the organism in Eukaryota, Metazoa, Arthropoda, Insecta, Lepidoptera, Plutellidae. The record is from RefSeq and is a predicted model, not a curated record.